Molecule: messenger RNA, 1724 nt
Organism: Peromyscus leucopus (white-footed mouse)
Lineage: Eukaryota; Metazoa; Chordata; Mammalia; Rodentia; Cricetidae
Gene: Slc25a15
Product: solute carrier family 25 member 15
Exons: 7
Coding region: 290-1195 (301 amino acids)
Biological process (GO): mitochondrial L-ornithine transmembrane transport
Molecular function (GO): L-ornithine transmembrane transporter activity
Source: RefSeq, a predicted model, not a curated record
GCAUCCCGUGCAGGCCGGGUGACGCGCUCCGCAGCUGCAGCAGUUGUUGGCACCCCGGUGCCCGGCCGAAGGGUUUGGAUGGUUGGUGGCAUGCGGCCUCCUGCCACCCAGCUGCAGCGGGAGACAGGUCUUCCCUAGCGAAAUGCAGCCUCACCGGGUUCGACCACCGAAGAAGUUAUUUUCCUCUCGGAACCAGUAGCAGUGUUGGCGUGGUUUCGGCGACUCCUGGGGAUAUGUGGUGCACACCUUACAUUCUAGAGAACUGCUUUCCACAGAACCCAGGGACACCAUGAAGUCUAAUCCUGCCAUCCAAGCUGCCAUUGACCUUACGGCAGGGGCCGCAGGGGGCACAGCAUGUGUCCUGACUGGGCAGCCCUUCGACACGAUGAAGGUGAAGAUGCAGACUUUCCCAGACCUCUACCGGGGCCUCACCGACUGCUGCCUGAAGACCUACUCCCAGGUGGGCUUCCGUGGCUUCUACAAGGGCACCAGCCCCGCACUGAUCGCCAAUAUCGCAGAGAACUCGGUGCUCUUCAUGUGUUACGGCUUCUGCCAGCAGGUGGUCCGCAAAGUGGUUGGAUUGGACAAUCAGGCAAAACUGAGUGACCUCCAGAACGCAACUGCUGGUUCCUUCGCCUCCGCCUUCGCCGCGCUGGUCCUCUGCCCCACAGAGCUUGUCAAGUGCCGGCUCCAGACCAUGUAUGAAAUGGAAUCUUCGGGAAAGAUAGCUGCGAGCCAGAACACAGUGUGGUCAGUGGUGAAAGAAAUCUUUAGGACGGACGGCCCCUUGGGCUUCUACCACGGACUCUCAAGCACUUUGCUUCGAGAAGUACCAGGCUACUUCUUAUUCUUCGGUGGCUAUGAACUGAGCAGAUCCUUUUUCGCAUCAGGGAAAUCAAAAGAUGAACUAGGUCCGGUCCCACUGAUGCUAAGUGGUGGAUUUGGUGGAAUUUGCCUGUGGCUGGCUGUGUAUCCGGUGGAUUGUAUCAAAUCUAGAAUCCAAGUUCUUUCUAUGAGUGGCAAACAGACAGGACUAGUCAGAACUUUUCUGAGUAUCGUGAAGAACGAAGGAAUAACGGCCUUGUAUUCUGGACUGAAACCUACUAUGAUUCGAGCCUUCCCCGCCAACGCGGCACUGUUUUUGGCCUAUGAGUACAGCAGGAAGUUGAUGAUGAGCCAAUUUGAAGCCUACUGAAGUGUCCUGGAUGCAAGGCAGCCUUUAGUUUAGUGACUGUUGUUAACUCAGGGUUUCACGGAGUUACAAGAACAUUGUGGGAUUAUUUGAUGAAUUGGGGCGUUUGUCCUCGUCUUCCCUUCUUCUACUCAGAGUCUUAGACUUGGUGGAAGGCCCUCUCUGUUCUACACAGAAUCGUUUCUGCCCGUUGUGGCACCAAAAGAGAAAAGUCGCUGCCUGGCCCUUGGUGGGAUGUGCUGCUGGUGGCCUUACGCAGACUGCCUUCCUCCCAGGACAGAACUUCUGCCGAAGCCAGGGGCACACAUGCAAUUUAGAUGGCCCUAAGUUGAGGAAAACACGUUUGUUCCCAUGUCUAGUUGUAAAUGGUGACCAAUGUCUUUGCAGAUGGUUGUAAAUGACUGCUUAACCCAUCCUAGACGUAGGGCCAAAGGCUGCUGAGCCUGUGCACUAAGAGGUUAAAGUUUUUAACUUUUGGGGUACAUUAAAGCUAAAACACCUAUCUAUAUUUUUAGAUAAACUUCUAUGCGUA